Messenger RNA from Cotesia glomerata, 1846 nucleotides. It is a transcript of the gene krz, whose product is annotated as beta-arrestin-1-like. Gene Ontology annotation, molecular function: G protein-coupled receptor binding. Gene Ontology annotation, biological process: signal transduction; G protein-coupled receptor internalization. The coding region runs from base 366 to 1622 and encodes 418 amino acids. The record is from RefSeq and is a predicted model, not a curated record. The transcript is spliced from 8 exons. NCBI's taxonomy places the organism in Eukaryota, Metazoa, Arthropoda, Insecta, Hymenoptera, Braconidae. Gene Ontology annotation, cellular component: cytoplasm.
CAGAACAGGCACUGAAGUCAUUUGUCGAGUAAUCACAGUCAAGAUACAUUUAAAGAAAGCAAAGGGACUGUUGUCUUUCCCGAGUCGCGUUCUCACGACAAUAACAAACAGAAGAUUAACUAAAAAUAUAAAUAAAAAUCUCAUUUAACGACGUAAAUAAAUAGUGCAGUGUUGAGUGAAAAAAAAAACUCUUUAAGUUAUUAAAAUAAAUGUUUUACGACUUAUUAUUUGAAAAUAAAAAUCUGUGGUGCUUUGGAUAGGGUGUAGGCCAACUCCCCUCUCUGCACAUUGUUCAUUUGACGUAGAAAGGAACACAUUGGAAGCCGGAAAUUAAUUUCAAGUAAUCGGAACCUGGAUAUCUGGCCAUGGAUACUGUCGACGGCGAGAGCAGACGACAGCCCACUAGAGUUUUCAAGAAGCCUAGUAAUAAUGGAAAAAUUACUGUUUACUUAAGCAAACGUGAUUUUGUUGAUCAUAUGACGCACAUCGAUCCUAUAGAUGGUGUGGUUUUGAUAGAUCCAGAAUACGUCAAAGAACGUAAAGUGUUUGGCAAUGUAUUGGCGCAUUUACGAUUCGGCCGUGAAGAUCUUGAUGUACUUGGACUGAUUGUAAAACGUGAACUUCAUCUGGCGACUGAUCAAAUUUAUCCGCCCACAAAUGAAGAACAGCCGCAAAAAUUAACUCGCCUGCAGGAGAGAUUAAUUAAAAAAUUAGGAAAAAAUGCUUAUCCUUUUUAUUUCAAAUUACCACCAAAUAGUCCAGCCUCGGUGACACUACAGCCGGCUAUCUGCGAGCCAGGCAAGGCCUAUGGGGUUGAUUACGAGCUCAUUGUCUUCGUGGGUGAGAAUAAAGACGGCAGACCCCUGAAGCGGAGCACCGUACGGUUGGCGAUAAGAAAAAUAAUGUACGCGCCAUCGCGACAGGGCGAACAGCCAUCAAUAGAAGUAAGCAAAGAGUUCCUUAUGUCUCGAAACAGACUUCAUUUAGAAGCAUCUCUGGACAAAGAGUUGUAUCACCACGGAGAGAACAUCGAAGUAAAUGUUCACAUUGCCAACAACAGUAAUCGAACAGUCAAAAAAAUCAAGGUGUCAGUGAGACAGUUUGCUGAUAUUUACGGUUACUCGUCGUCGCAGUACAAGUGCACAGUUGCCGAGACUGAGAGCGCGGAAGGUUGUACAGUCGGGCCAGGUUUCACAUUGAGCAAAGUUUUUACAGUGGUACCGCGUAUUGCCAACAGCAAAAACAAAUGGGCCUUAGCGUUAGACGGAAAACUUAAACAUCAGGACACCAAUUUAGCGUCUAGUACGCUUAACGUUGAUCCUUCACAACGUGAAAAUCUUGGAGUCAUUGUGCAGUACAAAGUCAAAGUUAAAUUGUGCCUCGGAGCUUUGGGAGGUGAACUUGUGGCAGAAUUACCAUUUAUCUUGAUGCAUCCAAAACCGGAAGAAGAAACUCCAUCGCCAGUAACAGUUCAACCAAGUUCAACAAAUCCAUCUGAAAAUGGAGAAUGCGCUAAUGAUACUAAUCUUAUUCAGUUGGACACUGAAGAUGAUAUUGGUAAUGACGACAUAAUUUUCGAAGAUUUUGCUCGUUUACGACUCAAAGGUGAAACAGAUGCCUGACCAAGUGAUCAAUGCACAUGAUAUCCAUCUACCACACUUGUUUUGAAUGAAACUAAUUUAAAACAUGCCUUGAAGUCUAUUAUGUAAAGUAUAAAGCUCAAGAAUAAUGAGAAGAAUAUGAAAAAAGAGCUAGCUCUGUAUUUCAGAAGAACAGUUUUGUUUAUUGUCAAGUAACACGACUGAUUAUAAUUUUAAAAACACUAGUAAACGAUCAAUUACGCUUA